Messenger RNA from Fundulus heteroclitus (mummichog), 2237 nucleotides. RefSeq names its product WT1 transcription factor b (gene wt1b). Gene Ontology annotation, cellular component: nucleus. Gene Ontology annotation, biological process: regulation of transcription by RNA polymerase II. The coding region runs from base 350 to 1660 and encodes 436 amino acids. Lineage: Eukaryota; Metazoa; Chordata; Actinopteri; Cyprinodontiformes; Fundulidae. The record is from RefSeq and is a predicted model, not a curated record. Gene Ontology annotation, molecular function: DNA-binding transcription factor activity, RNA polymerase II-specific; RNA polymerase II cis-regulatory region sequence-specific DNA binding. The transcript has 9 exons.
AUAAGGGAAGCCAGACAAUGUAGAGGCCAGGCAUGCAGACACUGUUAACCUUACAGACCAGCACCUCAUUCUUCUGCUGGUAUCCGAGAGGCUUCGGAUUUGUCAUCUAGUUUUUUUUUUGUUAUCGGUUAGUUUUAUUUUUACUUCGUCGUUAGUGAUAGAACAAAUGGCUUUGGAAGCGCAUUGUGAGAACUUUCUGAAGAAGUCUUGGUGCCAGCAGUCUUGUUUUUUCAGGUACUCUUGUUGAUAACCUCUCAGGAUCCCCCUUCCCGAGUCUUUGCCAUCUUUAUUUUUUCUCUCCUGGAGCAUCAUCCGUUUCUGUUUGGACUGUCUCAAACUGCAUUCGGCGAUGCUGACUGAACUGAACUGCGGGGGCCUGUCAGUGGGGUCAGAUGUCUGCGAUCUGACCCUCUUACCGCCAACGCCCCCGGUGCCGUCCUUACCAGGAGCUGGAGCGAUACCCGUUGGCGGCGGCCAAUGGACCCAGCUGCUGGACCUUCACCCUGGCUCUUCCUACAACUCCCUGAACUCCCACCACUCCCUCAUAAAGCAGGAGCCCGGCUGGGGGUCUUCCGACCUAACAGAGGACCCUCACUGUGGUCUGGGGGCCUUUACCGUGCACAUCUCCGGCCAGUUCACAGGCUCGGGCCCCUGCCGGGUCGGCGGCUUUGGAGAGCCGGCCUCAAGUCAAAGGAUGUUUUCUACCGGGGCCUACCUGCCCAGCUGUGUGGACAGCUCCUCUCCGACCCGGAACCAGGGUAAGGAACCCGACCCACUUCCGCCUUUGACAGAGUCAGGUUAUGGAGCAGUUGGUUUCGACAGCAACCCGAGUUAUGGACACACUCCCUCCCACCACACUCCUCAGCUCCCCAGCCUGUCCUUCAAGCACGAGGACACGCUGUCACCGCUGAACAGCAUAGUUGAUCAGCAGUAUCCCGCACCAAAUCCCAUGUUUGGCUGUCACAGUCCUCCAGAGUCCUGCCCAAGCAACCAAGCUCUGCUGCUGAGAAACUACAACAGUGACAACCUGUACCAAAUGGCAUCGCAGCUGGAAUGCGUCACAUGGAACCAGAUGAACACCCUGGCAUCGACAAUGAAGAGCAGUCAUGCGAUCAGCUACGACAGCGACCCUCCAGCCCCAGCCCCGCCCAUGCUCGUCAGCGCCCAGUACCACAUUCACACACACGGCGUCUUCAAAGGCCUUCAGGAUGUUAGGCGGGUACCCAGUAUCGGUCCUCCAAUGGCAAAGUCCACAGAGGCCAGUGAGAAGCGCCCUUUUAUGUGCGCUCAUCCCGGCUGCAACAAGAGAUACUUCAAGCUGUCCCAUCUGCAGAUGCAUGGCCGAAAACACACAGGAGAGAGGCCUUACCAGUGUGAUUUCACAGAAUGUGGCCGUCGGUUUUCUCGCUCAGACCAGUUAAAGAGACACCAACGCAGACACACAGGAGUGAAGCCCUUUGAGUGUGAGACCUGUCAGAGAAAGUUCUCACGGUCAGAUCACCUCAAGACACACACUCGGACUCAUACAGGUAAAACAAGUGAGAAGCCUUUUACUUGCCGCUGGCCCAGCUGUCAGAAGAAGUUUGCCCGCUCUGAUGAGCUGGUGCGCCACCACAGCAUGCACCAGAGGAACCUGACCAAGCUGCAGCCCGCCAUCUGAGCAGCGGGGAGGCCGGGGAGUAACGUAGAGAAGGAGGUGACGACGUGUUGUGCCAGUUUCGCAGAGAAACACGCCCGGAGCCUGGUCAGCGGUUUGGGGGGGGGGGGGUUGACCUGCUGCCAGACUUGGCGGAGCGGUGAGCACAGCUGACGCCCGCAUCACUCGCACGACGCCAGAGGAGCAGACUCACUAAAUCCAUCAGGAGACUCCUCCGCUGGCGCUCGUUGUGGUUAUAUAACGUUAAAGCCUCAGACGUUGAGAGGAUAGAGCACCACACAGGGUUCUGAGCCAAGAAUUGUUUUGCCGUUUAUGGGGAACACUUUAACACACUAUCCUAUUUUUCAUAUAUUUGCACUGUUUGAUUCGUGUCAUUUGACCCAUCUAACUUUGAAAAUGUUAUGGACUUUGCAUUAAGGGACUUUUCUUUCACCCUUUUUUUUUUUUUUUUGUCAACGUGUUUAUAUAUGCCUUAAAGUAGAUAUUACUCACCGAAGUGCUUUGUAUAUAUUGUAAGUGGUGCCUUUUUUUUUGUAACACUGUAGACAUUCAUUAAAUGUUAUCUGUGUUGUUUCUUAAA